Messenger RNA from Nicotiana tabacum (common tobacco), 1568 nucleotides. RefSeq names its product 1-aminocyclopropane-1-carboxylate synthase 7-like. The record is from RefSeq and is a predicted model, not a curated record. Gene Ontology annotation, biological process: amino acid metabolic process; biosynthetic process. NCBI's taxonomy places the organism in Eukaryota, Viridiplantae, Streptophyta, Magnoliopsida, Solanales, Solanaceae. Gene Ontology annotation, molecular function: pyridoxal phosphate binding; transaminase activity.
CAUUCAAACAGUACGUUCUCAUUUUGGUAUAAAGUAUAAACUAACCAUAUUCAUAUUUUCUUGAUCUCUAUCUAGAGAAAAGGCUCAAAAAAGAAGAAGAAAGAAAUGGCUAUUGAGAUUGAGAAAUCAACAGUUAAGCUCUCAAAAGUUGCAGUCUCAGAUACACAUGGAGAAAAUUCACCUUAUUUUGCAGGGUGGAAAGCAUAUGAUGAAAAUCCUUUUGAUGGAGUUCACAACCCAUCUGGAGUUAUUCAAAUGGGAUUGGCAGAAAAUCAAGUAUCAUUUGAUUUGUUGGAAGAGUACUUGGAAAAACAAACAGAAGAAGCUAGCUGUGGAAGUGGAAGAAUUUCUAGCUUUAGGGAAAAUGCUUUAUUUCAAGAUUAUCAUGGACUUCUUUCUUUUAGAAAAGCAAUGGCUAGUUUCAUGGAACAAAUAAGAGGUGGAAGGGCAAAAUUUAAUCCUGAAAGAAUUGUUAUUACAGCUGGUGCAACAGCUGCUAAUGAGUUAUUAACAUUUAUUCUUGCUGAUCCUGGUGAUGCUUUGCUUGUUCCAACUCCUUACUAUCCAGGGUUUGACAGAGAUUUGAGGUGGAGAACAGGUGUAAAAAUAAUUCCAGUCCAUUGUGACAGUUCAAAUAAUUUCCAAGUUACACCACAAGCCUUAGAAUCAGCCUAUGAGGAAGCAAAAUCCAACAACAUCAAAGUUAGAGGAAUACUUAUAACAAACCCUUCAAAUCCUUUAGGAGCAACAAUUCAAAGAUCAAUCCUUGAGGAAAUUCUAGAAUUCGCGGUUCGAAAAAACAUCCAUCUUGUCUCAGAUGAAAUCUAUUCUGGUUCAGUAUUCUGUUCCUCAGAAUUCAUUAGCAUUGCUGAAAUUCUUGAAUCAAGAAAUUACAAGGAUUCAGAGAGAGUUCACAUUGUGUAUAGCCUUUCUAAAGACUUAGGAUUACCUGGAUUUCGAGUUGGGACAAUUUAUUCAUACAAUGAUAAGGUUGUCACAACAGCUAGGAGAAUGUCGAGUUUUACCUUAAUUUCUUCUCAGACACAACAACUCUUGGCGUCCAUGUUGUCAGACAAGAAUUUCACGAACAAAUACAUUAAGACGAAUCGCGAGAGAUUGAGAAAGAGAUAUGAAAUGAUAAUUGAUGGAUUGAAGAGUGCUGGAAUUGAAUGUUUGAAAGGAAAUGCAGGUUUAUUUUGUUGGAUGAAUUUGAGUCAAUUAUUGGAUAAGCCAACAAGAGAAUGUGAAUUGGAACUUUGGAAUUCAAUAUUGUGUGAAGUGAAGCUGAAUAUUUCUCCAGGAUCUUCUUGUCAUUGUUCAGAGCCUGGUUGGUUUAGAGUUUGUUUUGCUAAUAUGAGUGAACAAACACUAGAAAUUGCACUCACAAGAUUGCAUAAUUUCAUGCAAAAAAGAAUACAAAAGAGUCUUUUUUAAUUCUUUUUGGUUUCAGGAAAUUAAUUCCAUUUUUGACUGUUAUUGGAUUAGUUCUCUCAAUGAUGCCAAUUGUCAAUUCCGAGAAUUGGAUUUUGUACUCAAACACUGCAAAUCUACUGAAUUCAAGUUAUACA